UUUCACACUGUAAAUGACUCUCUCUCGAGUCUCUCCAGCCUUUAUCAGCCCCAUCAUCGUUACUAGUUCUGACACUUGUUGCCUACUUGCUCCUGUUUUGUCUCCUUCUGUGUGAUUGUUUUGACAGUUGACAAGCACAGGUCUUUGUGAAGGUGAACAGGCCGACAACCCAGGAACAGUAGGCAACAUGGAGUCUAUCUCGCCGGUUUUUUCAGCCGCCACCCAAAAAGAAAGCUGCUACUCCCCACCAUGGACGGACCUCAGUAUUAUAGGGAUCGCUGGCAGUUCCGGCUCUGGUAAAACCUCCGUGGCAAUGGAAAUUGUGAAGUCCUUAAACCUGCCGUGGGUAGUCAUUCUUGUAAUGGAUUCAUUCUACAAGAGUUUGUCUCCCGAACAACAUGCCAAAGCACAUGCGAAUGAAUUUGAUUUUGAUUCGCCGGAUGCUAUCGAUUUUGAUGCAUUGGUGCAGACACUAAGAGAUCUUAAGCAAGGAAAGAAGGUAGAAAUUCCAGUCUAUUCUUUCGCUCAUCAUCAACGUCAGGCCCAUACGAGUCCUCUUUACUCUCCUCAUGUUAUCAUCUUGGAGGGUAUUCUCGCAUUACAUGAUCCGAGGAUCAUGGACCUUCUAGAUGUCAAAAUUUUUGUAGAGGCAGACAUGGAUGUCUGUUUGGGACGUCGAAUUCUCCGCGAUGUUCGGGAGAGAGGGAGAGAUAUCGACGGAAUCGUCAAGCAGUGGUUUACCUUUGUCAAGCCGUCAUAUAAAAGAUACGUUGAACCCCAAAGGGCCGUCUCAGAUAUCAUUAUCCCCCGUGGAAUUGAAAAUAAAACUGCCAUUGGCAUGGUGGUGCAACACAUCCAGCAUAAACUAGAGGAAAAGUCUGAGAAGCAUAGUGCAGCUCUCCAUCAACUAGGGCUUCUCGCCUCGGAGGAACAGUUAUCGUCCAACGUUGUGAUCAUGCCAGAAACACCACAGUUUAUCGGAAUGAACACAAUUUUGCAAGAUCCAGAAACGGAGCAGGUCGAUUUUGUGUUUUACUUUGACCGACUGGCUGCUUUGCUGAUAGAGAAGGCUCUUGACAGCACCUCGUACACUCCGAGGGAGGUAGAAACACCCCAACACACGACAUAUCAUGGACUGAGCCAGCAAGGCACGGUAUCCGCUGUUGCUAUUCUACGAGGAGGGUCUUGCCUUGAAACCGCUCUCAAGCGAACCAUUCCAGAUUGCAUUACUGGACGCGUGCUGAUUCAGACCAACGAGCGUAAUCAAGAACCAGAAUUACAUUAUCUCAAAUUGCCGCCGGGAAUCGAAAAUCAUACCACAGUAAUGCUUCUUGAUCCUCAAAUGUCAAGUGGAGGAGCCGCGUUAAUGGCAGUCCGUGUCUUGAUUGACCACGGUGUUGAGGAGUCGAGAAUUGUCUUUGUGACCUGUGCUGCAGCCGAUCCUAGAUUCACAAAUAUCCAAACCAAUCCUCGCUAUCGUCUUCCUAGCAAGCGCCACACACACGUGAAACUCGACAAACGUUUCUCGCAUAUCUUGCACGAUAAAGAUUUCUCGAGGAAUGCUGCGGUGGAUCGCUACGGGCGGAAGCUCGCCCGUGAUGAUACGAAGAAGCACCUGGAGCGGUUCUAUCGACUCGAGGAAGAGGAAGAAGAAGAAGAAGAAGAAGAAGAAAAAGAAGAAGAAGAUGAUGAUAUCAGCAUUGACGAUGAUGAAGUCGUUCUUAAGGAGUUGAGAAAGGCGGAUCGCAAAGAUUACGAUCCUGCGCGCGAUGGAGGCUUCUCGUCGUCAUCGUCUUCCGAGGAGGAGUCAAGCGAGGAAGAGGACGAAGAGGAUGACGACGACGACGACGACGACGAAGAGAAGUUGCGUGGCGAGGAUGAGGAACUGGAAUUCCCUGAUAAGCAGCAAGUGGAUGUACCCGUUGGAGAGGUGACGGAUCGAAUCGCCGUGGUUAAUCUUGACUGGGACAAUAUCCGAGCGGAGGAUUUGAUGGCUGUGUUUUCCAGCUUUACACCCAUUGGGGGUCGCGUUCUGAAGGUUGCGGUUUAUCCUAGCGAGUUUGGAAAGGAGAGAAUGGAGAAGGAGGAAACGGAGGGCCCACCAAAGGAGAUUUUUGCGGCGAAAAUGGAAUCCGAGUUUGACGAGGAAGAUGACGAGGAGCUGGAUUCCGAGGAGGAGGAAGAGAAAAUUAAGAAAUCGAUCCUUAAGGAAGACAAGGGCGAGGAAUUCAACUCUACACAGCUCCGGAAGUACCAACUCGACCGAUUACGCUAUUUCUAUGCGAUUCUGACCUUCUCCUCGAAGGAGGCUGCGAAGCAAGUCUACGACAAAGUGGACGGCGCCGAGUAUCUAUCUAGCGCCAACUUCUUCGACCUUCGGUUUGUGCCAGAUGAGACGGAUUUCUCGGACGACCGACCGCGCGAUGAAUGCGAGCGGAUUCCAGACGGGUACCAGCCGAAUGAAUUUGUCACCGACGCCCUUCAGCACAGCAAGGUGAAACUGACGUGGGAUAUGGAGGAUAAGUCGCGCAAGGAAGCUCAGGCUCGGGCUUUCCGAGGUAGUCGGAAGGAUAUUGACGAGAAUGACCUGAAGGCUUACUUGGCCAGUGACAGCUCGGAUGAUGAGGAAGAGGGAGGCGUGGAUAUCGGUAUUGGAACCCAGGGAGAGGGCUCCAAGGUCUCCAAGAAGGACGACGAAAGGCAAAGGAUGCGGGCACUCCUCGGCCUGGGGGCGCAACCAUCCAAAGAAUCCAAGUCCUCCGAUGGACCUGUCGGCGAAAUGGAGGUUACCUUCACAUCCGGCCUGGCUGGCGGUCCUAACCGCGACACCGUCUUCGAAAACGACCCGGAGGAGAACACGAUCGAGAAGUAUCUGCGCAAAGAGCGCGAGAGGAAGAAGCGAAGAAAGGACAAACUCAAGGGUAAACCGGAUGAAACGGCGGACGAGCAGGAGGGCAGCGCUGCAGAGCCCGAGCAGCCACAAGAGGCAGAGGAGGACCUUGGUUUCAAUGACCCGUUCUUCGAUGAUCCUACUGGUAAGGCGACGGCCGCGGCUCGACGCAAGGACGAGAAACGCAAGAAGCGCGCUGAGCGGGAAGCGGAAGAAGCCGUCGCAGCAAGCCAACGAGCAGAACUGGAGCUCCUGAUGAUGGACGAUGACCGCAAGGCCGGAAUGAAGCACUUUGAUAUGAAUGAGAUUGACAAAGCCGAGAAGCAAGCCCGAAAGAAGAAGAAGAAGACGACGACGAAGGGCAAGCGUACGGAGAAGGCUGCGGCCCAAGUCGAGGAUGAUUUCGAGCUGAAUGUUACCGACUCUCGCUUUGCUCGACUGUUCCAGAACCACGAAUUCGCGAUCGAUCCCACCAAUCCUCGAUUCAAGGCGACGUCGGGUAUGAAGGCCCUGCUAGAGGAAGGGCGGAAACGACGCCGGGAUCGGGAUGAGCGAGGAGAUGAAGAGGACCACAGACGCGAGUCUAAGAAGCAGAAACACAAGCUGCAGAAGGGAGCGUCUCGGGAUGAUGAUACUAAUGAGACGACGGAAGAACUUCGGAAGCUGGUGGAAAAGGUGAAGCGCAAGACGCAAAAGGCGUAAGUUAAUGUGAUUUAAACCAGUCCCUACCAAGUAUACCAUUAUGAUUUGGAUUUAAUAGGAAUAUAUUAGUUAGUAGGCGUAUAUGACUGAUACUAUCCAGACUUGUCUAUGGGCGAUGGGGGGAUCAAAAAUCAUUCACACCAGGGAGAUUCCCCAAUAAUCAGAAUACCGUGAGUUACUUAGGUACUGUACUACCUCUAGGAUCCAUGAAGCCACCUAAGAAACUAUAUUUCUAUCCUAUUCCGA
Messenger RNA from Aspergillus ochraceoroseus IBT 24754, 3838 nucleotides. Its product is annotated as pre-rRNA-processing protein ESF1. The transcript is spliced from 9 exons. The record is from RefSeq and is a predicted model, not a curated record. Gene Ontology annotation, molecular function: kinase activity; ATP binding; RNA binding. Gene Ontology annotation, cellular component: nucleus. Bases 188 to 3592 code for a protein of 1134 amino acids. NCBI's taxonomy places the organism in Eukaryota, Fungi, Ascomycota, Eurotiomycetes, Eurotiales, Aspergillaceae. Gene Ontology annotation, biological process: rRNA processing.